GCCAAGCAGGGUCAGUCUUGAGCAAGAUGUCCCGCAGGCUGAACGCACUACUGAUCGCCAUCGCCAUCGCCCUGCUGGCCCAUCCCAGUUGGUCGGUCCCGGAAUGUGGCCGUACUGCGGAGGAUUGCAAGGAGCACAGGAUGCAUCCGGAUUUGCCGGAACCAGAGCGCAAUGGUAGGGCAUACCGCGUGGUCGAGGGCGAGGAGACCACUGACUAUUGGCGCCAACAGGGCAUUCAGUUUGUCCAGCAGAAGUUGGCCUCCCAGCUGAAUCAGCGCCAGGCCAAGAACGUGAUCCUGUUCCUGGGCGACGGAAUGGGUGUGACUACCACCUCAGCGGCUCGUAAUCUUCUGGGUGGGGAGGAGAAGGCCCUGUCCUUCGAGAACUUCCCCUACACGGGUCUCUCGAAGACCUAUUCGGUGGAUAAGAUUGUGCCGGACUCGGCCUGCACGGCCACCGCGUAUUUGUGUGGCGUGAAAGGUCAGGAGGGAACCAUCGGAGUGAAUGGUCAGGUGCCCCGCACCGACUGCAAGGUCAUGCUGGACGAGAGCACCCACGUCGACUCCAUUGCCAAAUGGGCCCUGGAGGCGGGCAAGUGGGCUGGUCUGGUGACCACCACCCGGGUGACCCACGCCUCGCCCUCCGGCGUCUACGCCCACAUUGCGGAGCGCGACUGGGAAAACAAUGCGGAGGUGGCCAGCGAUUGCGGAGCCGACUCCGGCGUCCAGGACAUUGCCUACCAGCUGGCCCGCGGUGACGUGGGCAGCAAACUGAAGGUGAUCCUGGGCGGUGGACGUAAGAACUUUGUGGACUCCAGUCUGGAAUCCUGGGGCAAGCGCACCGACGGACUGAACCUCAUCAAUGAGUUCAAAGAGGCCAGCGAGAAGAAUGUGUAUGUGACAACCGCCGCGGAACUGGAGGCAGUGGAUGUGGCCAACACCGAUCGCCUGAUGGGUCUCUUCAACGACGACCACCUGCAGUACCUGAUGGAGACCACGCCAGAGAGCAGCCAGCCCACUCUGGAGCAGAUGACCCGCAAGGCCAUCGAGUACAUGAGCCAGAGCGAGCAGGGCUACUUCCUCUUCAUCGAGGGCGGUCGCAUCGACCAGGCCCACCACAUCAACCAGGCGCGGAUGGCCCUGAACGAGACCAUCGAGUUCUCCAAGGCCAUCGCCGCCGCCCAGGAGCUGACCAGCGAGGACGACACCCUGCUGGUGGUCACCGCCGACCACUCGCACGUGUUCACCUACGCAGGAUACUCGAGCCGCGGUUCAGAUAUAUUUGGAAGGACCCCCACGGACGGACGCGAUGGCAAACCGGUUAUGGUGCUGAGCUACGCCAAUGGACCUAGCUACGAUAACUUCUUCGACCCGGAGACGAAGGAGCGAAAGGAUCCGACCACGUUGGUGACCGGAGCCCACGAUGACGAGUUUCCCGCUGGAGUGCCCCUCGACAUGGACUCCCACGGAGGCGACGAUGUGCCCGUGUAUGCCCUGGGUCCCUGGGCGCACCUGUUCAGCGGGGUCUACGAGCAGAGCACCAUUCCCCACCUGAUGGCCUACGCAUCCUGCCUGGGCGAGGGGCAGACCAUGUGCACGUAGGAGGGAGGAAAGAAGGAUGAGGAUGCCAUGCCACCUGGCUAUUACAAUUAAGUUUGAAGCUCAUUAAAUCCAGCCAGCAGGCGGCAUUUGCAUUCGCCUGCACUCGAGUUUAUUAUGCGAA
Molecule: messenger RNA, 1722 nt
Organism: Drosophila subpulchrella
Lineage: Eukaryota; Metazoa; Arthropoda; Insecta; Diptera; Drosophilidae
Gene: Alp5
Product: membrane-bound alkaline phosphatase
Exons: 2
Coding region: 27-1601 (524 amino acids)
Biological process (GO): dephosphorylation
Molecular function (GO): alkaline phosphatase activity
Source: RefSeq, a predicted model, not a curated record